This is a messenger RNA of Salvia splendens (bonfire salvia), 1785 nucleotides long. RefSeq lists its product as uncharacterized. NCBI's taxonomy places the organism in Eukaryota, Viridiplantae, Streptophyta, Magnoliopsida, Lamiales, Lamiaceae. The coding region runs from base 1 to 1785 and encodes 594 amino acids. The record is from RefSeq and is a predicted model, not a curated record. The transcript has a single exon.
AUGCACCAUCCAUUCCAGCCUGCUCAUCCCACCUUUCCUCAAAACACUACACCAACAGCAUUCCGCGGCUCCCAGCUUCGCCUCGAAGCCCCUAAAUUCGAUGGCCAAGACCCCACUGGCUGGCUUUUCCGUAUAUCAGAAUAUUUCGACUUUUAUGCAACAGCCCCAACUGAGCGCCUUCGCUUGGUCGGUCUACUCCUCGAGGGCCCGACAUCUGAAUGGUUUCAAUGGGUUCGUAACAACAUCAUCCUUUCUUCUUGGGAUGAUUUUGUGGCUCAAGUCCGCCUCCGCUUUGACCCUGGCCACUUUGAAGAUUAUUUUGGGGCUCUCUCCAAACUGCAACAAACCUCCACCAUCCUCGCCUAUCAAACAGAGUUCGAACGGUUGCUCAACAAGAUUAGCGGUGUCGCCGAGCCAGCUUUGGUCUCGGUAUUUAUUGCGGGCCUCAAACCUCUCCUGCGCCGCGACCUUACUCUUCGUCGGCCGACUUCUCUAGCGGCGGCUUUUGCCUUGGCUCGUGAGCUCUCUGCUCAAUAUGUGGAUACCAUUUCUGCAGCCACUACUCCCCAAUGCCGACAAUGGUCUUCUGCAACUAGCUCCACUCCUUCACUAUCCUCAACACCACCACCUACAUCCAGCACCAAUCUGCCACUGCCUUCCACUCGAUCUGACCGCCCUAUUCGGCGCCUCACCACUGCCGAAAAGUUAGCUAAAGAUGCUCAAGGCUUGUGCUACUGGUGCGAUAAAAAAUGGCACCGAAAUCAUCGUUGUCAAUCACGGUUGCUCUUGUUUGUUGGUGACGAUGAUGAGUCCCUGGACUCCUCUACUCCGCUGGACCCUUCCGCAGAUGAUAUUCCAAUCGCCGAUGUGUCCACCUUGCAAAGUCUCUCGGCCUCUUCCAGUCCACGUUCGCUCCGCCUCACCGGCACUGUUAUUGGCUCUCCAGUGCAAGUUCUUAUUGAUGGCGGAAGUACGCACAAUUUUGUCCAUCCUAAUAUUGUGGAGAAACUCCAACUACAUGUGCAGCCCACUACCCCAUUUCGGGUCUAUGUAGGAAAUGGAGAUUCUUUAUCUUGCACCAACCAAUGCCUCGAGGUCCGCCUCCAUAUUCAAGGGUACGAGUUUCUGGUGGAUUUAUUUAUACUACCCAUUCAUGGGCCAGGUAUUGUGCUCGGAGUUCAGUGGCUCCAAUUGCUCGGGAGAGUGACUCAUGACUAUGCCUCUCUAACCAUGGAAUUCACUUGGCACGACUCCCCAGUUUUGCUGCGUGGUGAUACAUCUCCUCUGCGUCAGAUUUCGAUGAAUCAUUUAUUUUCAUUAGCAGAUGCGGAGUCCCUAUCGGCCUGCUAUGAAAUUGUUGUGCUUCCUCGGUCAGCACCGCAACUGUUGCAGCCUUCAGAUCCCCCCUCUGAUCUCCAUCCCUCCGUUCGUGAGGUAUUGCUUGCACACGCCCCAGUUUUCAGUCCUCCUCAAGGAUUACCGCCGCGACGCCUAUUUGAUCAUAGGGUAUUUCUUAAAACUGGUACCUCCCCGGUUCAUGUACGGCCAUAUAGAUAUCCUCAUUUUCAGAAGUGUGAAAUAGAGAAAAUGGUUCAAGAAAUGCUGGACCAAGGGCUUAUUCGUCCUAGCCGCAGCCCAUUCUCCUCACCCGUUCUGCUCGUUAAAAAGAAGGAUGUCACAUUUCGCUUCUGUGUGGAUUAUAGAGCCCUUAAUGCAGUCACCGUACCAGACCACUUUCCAAUACCUACGGCUGAUGAACUCUUUGAUGAACUUGGUGCGGCGUAG